Messenger RNA from Cynocephalus volans (Philippine flying lemur), 1332 nucleotides. It is a transcript of the gene HGD, whose product is annotated as homogentisate 1,2-dioxygenase. The annotation marks the transcript as partial. Lineage: Eukaryota; Metazoa; Chordata; Mammalia; Dermoptera; Cynocephalidae. Gene Ontology annotation, cellular component: cytoplasm. Gene Ontology annotation, biological process: L-phenylalanine catabolic process. The record is from RefSeq and is a predicted model, not a curated record. The transcript is spliced from 13 exons. Gene Ontology annotation, molecular function: homogentisate 1,2-dioxygenase activity.
CACAUGCAGUACAUUUCUGGAUUUGGGAAUGAGUGUGCUUCAGAGGACCCUCGCUGCCCAGGUUCCCUGCCAAAAGGACAGAAUAAUCCUCAGGUCUGCCCCUACAAUCUGUAUGCUGAGCAGCUCUCAGGAUCGGCUUUCACUUGUCCACGGAGCACCAAUAAGAGAAGCUGGCUAUAUCGGAUUCUACCUUCAGUUUCUCACAAGCCCUUUGAAUCUAUUGACCAAGGCCAUGUCACUCACAACUGGGAUGAAGUUGAUCCUGAUCCUAACCAGCUUCGAUGGAAACCAUUUGAGAUUCCAAAAGCAUCUCAGAAGAAAGUGGACUUUGUGAGCGGCCUGCACACCUUGUGUGGAGCUGGAGACAUCAAGUCCAACAAUGGGCUUGCUGUCCACAUUUUUCUCUGCAAUACCUCCAUGGGGAACAGAUGCUUUUACAAUUCAGAUGGGGACUUCUUGAUUGUUCCCCAGCAAGGGAAGCUUCUCAUUUACACCGAGUUUGGCAAGAUGCUUGUGCAGCCCAAUGAGAUCUGCGUCAUUCAGAGAGGAAUGCGGUUCAGCAUAGAUGUCUUCGAGGAAACCAGGGGCUACAUCCUGGAGGUCUACGGUGUCCACUUCGAGUUACCUGACCUGGGACCCAUUGGAGCCAAUGGCUUGGCCAAUCCUCGUGAUUUCUUGAUACCCGUUGCCUGGUAUGAAGAUCGCCAAGUUCCAGGUGGUUACACUGUGAUUAAUAAAUACCAGGGCAAGCUGUUUGCUGCCAGACAGGAUUUCUCCCCGUUCAAUGUCGUGGCCUGGCACGGGAACUAUACGCCCUACAAGUACAACCUGGAGAACUUCAUGGUCAUCAACUCAGUGGCUUUUGACCACGCCGAUCCAUCCAUUUUCACAGUGUUGACUGCGAAGUCUGUCCGCCCUGGGGUGGCCAUCGCUGACUUUGUCAUCUUCCCACCUCGAUGGGGGGUUGCUGAUAAGACCUUCAGGCCUCCUUAUUACCACAGGAACUGCAUGAGUGAAUUCAUGGGACUCAUCAGAGGCCACUAUGAGGCAAAGGAAGGUGGGUUCCUGCCAGGGGGAUGCAGCCUGCACAGUGUGAUGACCCCUCAUGGGCCUGAUGCUAACUGCUUUGAGAAGGCCAGCAAGGCCAAGCUGGCACCUGAAAGGAUUGCUGAUGGCACCAUGACAUUUAUGUUUGAAUCUUCUCUAAGUCUGGCUGUCACCAAGUGGGGACUCAAGGCCUCCUGUUGUUUGGAUGAGAACUACCACAAGUGCUGGGAGCCUCUCAAGAGCCACUUCAGCCCCAACUCUAGGAACCCCGUGGGCCCUAAUUGA